AUCGACAAACGCGGCCCGAAUUGGCUUAAAAACCGAUUAUGAAAUAUUUUUUUGGGAAUUUUGUUCGUGAUGUCACCCCAGCUUUCAUACGUCAAACUUGACGUGGAAAGGUUGACGUGUUGUGAAGGAUGUAAACACUCCAAAAUCUUUUUUCUCUGCAAAAACGCGAAAAUGUCGCUUCCGGGGAACGGAAUUUUCGUCGUGAGGGGCGAAAUGUGCACCCUCAUGACUGCCAUGCGUCGAGGGGCCCGCUGGUCGUCGCAUUCCCACCAAGAUGCCGAUGAUCCCUUAAUGAAAAACUUCCAAGAACUCAAAGAAAUCCUCAACAAAAUCGACGAUUUGCGACUCGUGCAGGCCAGCGUCUACUUGUCACCGUUUCUGGAAGUGAUCAGAUCGGAGGAAACCACCGGACCCGUCACCAGUUUAGCGUUGUCAGCUGUUAACAAAUUCCUGUCAUAUGGCCUGAUCGACCCGACGCACUCUACUGUACCCACGACAGUACACAGCAUAGCUGACGCGGUCACCCAUGCCCGGUUCGUGGGCACCGACCAGUCCUCGGAUGGGGUCGUCCUCAUGCGGAUUUUGCAAGUUUUGCGGACGCUGACGCUAGCACCGGAAGGGGCUACACUCACGAAUGAAAGCCUCUGCGAAAUUAUGUUAUCGUGUUUCCGUAUAUGUUUCGAGACACGGUUGAAUGUUUUAGAAUUGUUGCGACGCACCGCUGAGCACUACCUCAAAGACAUGGUCCAACUUGUCUUCAUGCGCCUUCCUCAAUUCUCCGAGGAUUUACACGCUGUUAAACAAUUCAAAAUGCGUCCAGGAGCUAUCGAACAAACCAGAAGUAAACGAAAAAAGUCGUUCCGCCUUUCCAACCACGAGGACACGCAGUCGCCGACUCUGAAGCCCCAAAACCCCAGAAUCAAUCAUUUAUCCACGACCCCUCUGACUCCAGCUGGAAAUAUCGUGGACAUGCAGGGCUCAAUUUCACAGAAUACACCUGAGAAUGUUAAUACAGAAUCGCCGUCGACGUUUUCGGAAAACAGUGAAAAUGUCCAGAUUAACGUAGAACCGGCGACUCCCGAACAAACUGAAACCCAAGAAGAGGAAAAAGUUGAGCAGUCUGUAGCCACGGAGGAAGAGACUCAAGACUAUGUCAAUCAAAGGGGGAUUAGAUUUACCCAACAGAUGCAAGAAGAGACGGUUUUGGUACCAUAUGGGUUAGCAUGCGUCCGGGAAUUGUUCCGGUUUCUAAUCAGUCUUUGUAAUCCAUUAGAUAAGCAAAAUACGGAUGUGAUGAUUCAUUUGGGGCUUACUUUGCUGACUGUCGCCUUCGAAGUGGGGGCCGACAGUAUAGGAAAGUACUCACAUCUGUUAGCUUUAGUUAGAGACGAUCUCUGCAGAAAUUUAUUUUCGCUGUUGACUACAGAACGACUUUCCGUGUUCGCAGCCGAUCUACAAGUGUGUUUCUUGAUGUUUGAGAGUCUCCGUACCCAUUUAAAAUUCCAGUUGGAGUUCUACUUGACAAAAUUAAUUGAUAUCAUUGUUACCGAUUCAGGGAAGAUUUCGUACGAACAUAAAGAGAUAGCGUUGGAUAACAUUCUCCAGUUGUGGCGAAUCCCGGGUCUAGUCACCGAGCUCUACUUAAAUUAUGACUGUAAUAUGUAUUGCACGAAUUUGUACGAAGAUUUGACUAAGCUUUUGGCCAAAAACGCAUUUUCGGCCACGUCAGGUGUUUACCACACCCACAUGCUAUCUCUUGAUGCUCUCCUCACUGUGAUUGAAAGCAUAGAACAGCAUUGUCGCGAAGGUAAAACUGAACCCUCCGCGGAGGCCCCAAAACUGGAUGAAAAUAACGAAACGAUCGAAAGUAUUAACAACUUCAUCGGAAAAUCAACGCGACAGAAGGUUUCAGAACACGUUCCAAGCAAGGAGGAGCUCAUGGCGCGCAAAAGUAUCAAAAAAUGGCUCCCCACAGGCACCGAACACUACAACCACAAACCCAAAAAAGGUAUCCAGUUUCUGCAAGAACACGGUGUUCUUAAACCCGAGUUGGACCCGCACGAGAUCGCUCUAUUUCUGAAAGAGAACAGCGGUUUGGAUAAGAAAAUGAUCGGGGAGUACUUGGGGAAUCGCAGCAACGUGACGAUCUUGGAGGCUUUUUUGAAGACGUUCGAUUUUUCGGAAACUAGGAUCGAUGAGGCGCUGAGGCACUACUUGGAGACGUUUAGGUUGCCGGGGGAGGCGCCGAUCAUUUCGCAUUUGUUGGAGCAUUUUGCCGAACACUGGCAUAAAAGCAACGGGGAACCGUUUGCUAACGUGGACGCGGCUUUCACCCUCGCCUACGCCGUUAUCAUACUAAACGUGGACCAACAUAAUCAGAACGCCAAGAAGCAAACAACUCCGAUGACGUUGUCGGGGUUUAAGAAAAACCUGUCGACGGUCAAUGGAGGGAAAGACUUCGACGAGGAAAUGCUCGACGAGGUUUACAACGCCAUCAAGACCGACGAGAUUGUGAUGCCGGCAGAGCAGACGGGACUCGUCCGCGAGAACUACCUCUGGAAGGUACUACUUCGCAAGGGUUCGUCCAAAGACGGGCGGUACUAUCACCUAAACAGCGGUCAGUACGACCCCGAACUGUUCUCUUUAAUUUGGGCCCCAAUCGUAGCAGCGCUCUCUUUCGUUUUCGACAAGUCUGAAGAACAGCUGAUUUAUAAAAAGGCGAUGACGGGUUUCCAGAAGUGUGCUUUCAUAUCGUCACAGUUCGGGAUGACGAAGAAUCUAGACAUGUUGAUACAAACCUUGACCAAGUAUACUACUUUUAAUAGCGUGCAGAGGUCUCACAAUGGCACUAUUGCAUUCGGUGCUAAUAUUAAAGCUCGGUUGGCUUUGAAAUGCGUGACCGAUUUGUGUCACCACCACGGCGACAAUAUCAGAGAAGGGUGGAGGAACGUGUUCGAUCUUCUUUUGUCACUGUAUAGUUUGGGGUUGCUGCCGAAAAGCUUCGUCGAAGCCGAAGAUUUCAUAGACAGCAGUGGCCGCAUCGUGUUGGUGUAUGAAGAAGUCGAAAAUAUGCAGAAACAGGACACUGGAUUAUUCAGCUCCUUGUAUUCGUAUAUGGUUUCUAGUGAGAAUUUAUCCAAAGUUCCUACGAUCGAGGAGCAGCAGCACAUCGACGUGGCGAAAGAAACGAUCAAAGAUUGCAACCUCGAGUUGAUCAUUACCGACUCGAAGUUCCUACACGAAGAAGCUCUGAAGGAGCUGGUGCGCGGACUCGUCGAUUUGUGUAGAGGACCGGACGUGCAAAAGAGCCUCGGCUACAACUACAACGAAAACGUGGCCGUUUUCUUUUUAGAACUUCUAAUAAAAAUAGUGAUCCAGAAUAGGGAUAGAGUCAUGACCAUCUGGCAUACCGUCCGCGACCACAUCUACACUCUCGUCAUGAACGCCUGCGUCUUCGACUACCAAUUCCUCCUUGAACGUUCCGUCAUAGGUCUUCUUCGGAUCGCCAUCCGCCUCAUGCGCAACGAAGACAUGAGCCCCAUCGUCCUCCAGUCCCUCCAGAUGCUCCUCCUACUCAAAAGCAGCACUCUGUGUCGAAUAUCGCGUCAGAUCUCCUUCGGUCUGUACGAACUCCUGAAGACUUCCGCUCAAAACAUCCACACCGAGACUGAUUGGACGAUAAUUUUUACACUUUUGGAGUGCGUGGGGGCAGGCGCCGCCCCGCCGAAACCCGUCGCAGACGAGCAAAGCACCAAAUCUGACGGAGAAGGCGUGGCCCCUUCAGACGAAGAAACUAACACGGAUAGGGGGUACACGUCGGAUUCCGAGUUGAGUCGGAGCCCCCGACACGCCAACAACCGCUCGCAAAGCCCCCAGUUUUCGCCCGGAAGCCCCAACACCGGCGGCUGGAUCCUCGUAGGAAACGAAGGGGAGAUUCAGCCAGUGGUAGGCAGAACGGUGCCCCCUAGUCAGUACAGUUUAGCGUUGGAGAGGAAUUUGGGGCCGCACGACCCCAGUAGUUUAAUCAAAUGUUGCGAGAGUUUAGCGUUUUUGGUCAGGGAUGUGGCUCACAUCACUCCGUAUAAUUUCGACGAUUGUGUUCACUGUAUUCGUACUUUCGUCGAGGCGAGUUUGCAUGGCAGUCGCAGACAUAAGAAAGUUAGAGAGGCGAGAGGGCGCAGACCGAGGAGGAAAGGGGCGGAGUCGUAUCGCAAGAGUCCCACGAGUAGUUUGGACGAGGAUAGCGACGAGGAGGAGUUACCGAGCGGCUAUCACCAGAUUUCGAUACAGUUAUUGGAUUUGAUGCACACGCUACAUACGCGGACCGCCCAGAUCUUCAAGUGGUGGGCGGAGGAAGGCGGAGCUUUGGCCAAAGAAACGUCGUUGUGGACGCAGGGGUGGUGCCCGUUGUUACAAGGGAUUGCGAGGUUAUGUUGUGACAUUCGCAGAGAGAUCCGGAUGAGUGCAAUUACGUAUUUGCAACGAGCACUUCUGGUGCACGAUCUGCAGACUUUAACAGGCCCGGAGUGGGAGGCGUGCUUCCAUCGAGUCCUUUUCCCCCUUUUAGCCCAUCUCCUUACCAACAUAGACCCCAAAGACCCCAUUUCCAUGGAAGAAACCCGAAUGAGGGCCGCCACUGUUCUUUCAAAAGUGUUCCUACACCACCUCACCCCCCUUUUAUCGCUUCCCACCUUUUCCAAUCUAUGGUUGAUUAUUUUGGACUUCACCGACAAGUACAUGCACGCCGACAAGAGUGAUUUGUUGUUUGAAGCCAUUCCCGAGUCUUUGAAAAACAUGUUAUUGGUGAUGGAUUCAGCCAAAGUUUUUGAUGGUCCGGAUGGGAAGAGUCCUCUCUGGGUGGCCACGUGGGACCGAAUCAAUAAGUUCCUCCCAGGCAUGAAAGACGAGUUGUUUAAGGAGAUGAACGAGGCGAAAGCCGAGGAACCGCCUCAAACACCAGAGACGAACGUGGAAGUCGUCCAACACAAUAUCGAAAAUGCUACAAGGUCAAUUAUAUUGCAGCCCCCGUCGAGUCAGCAGCAAGUCUCGUCGCAUUUAUUUGCACAUUUAGGGCAGAUGGUGUCCACGCCGAUUGCCCCCACGCCCCAAAACGUACCGCCGCCGCCGCCCCCAUUCCUACAACCGACUUUGCAACCAGGGAUGCCGUACUUGUACUCAAAAAAUCAGUCUCACACGUUUCCAGUUUUAUAUAACAGCCCGGUAUCGUUAUACUCAGAGUAUGUUGGUAAUCCGUACAAUAACGUAGAAGCUCCCAAAGAGGUGGACGAGAAUUCCGUCAACAUGUUGGACGUGAAUAAAAAUAACGAUCUAGUCGAUGACGGUCCUAACAACAACACGAACGUGUUUCAGUCGUCAAAUUAUUUCAACGCGACCCCCGGGACAGAUUUUAUUCCACCAGGUUCGGAAAUUCUCUUCGGGACCGAGCAGAAUUUCACCAUUCCAACAACGUGUACAAAUAAUGACAUAAAAUCAAGCGAUGUGUAAAUGUUAGAAUAGUAUUAUGUAAAUUUUAUUCUAAUUUAUGUAUAUAAUUGUUUUUUUGUUGUUAAUGUGGCGCCCUUUCCGUAUAUCAAAAGUAUAUUUUUACUCGGUUGUUACCUCUAAAUAAAACAACUAUCUAGCACAUGAAA
Messenger RNA from Zophobas morio, 5651 nucleotides. It is a transcript of the gene garz, whose product is annotated as gartenzwerg. Gene Ontology annotation, molecular function: guanyl-nucleotide exchange factor activity. Gene Ontology annotation, biological process: regulation of ARF protein signal transduction. The transcript has 9 exons. The record is from RefSeq and is a predicted model, not a curated record. Lineage: Eukaryota; Metazoa; Arthropoda; Insecta; Coleoptera; Tenebrionidae. The coding region runs from base 70 to 5505 and encodes 1811 amino acids.